CACUGCAGAGUCAUCUUUGAAAGUCUGGUAUGGGACUAUCACAGGCAUGGAACCAGUGUUUAAAAGAUAGAAUUUUCAAAUCAUCCAAAUCCAACACUUGAAUUAAUAGAUUCAGAAGUGGUAACAGAAAGAAAGAAAAGGUCUUGAUUUGUGAUUAUUCUCUUGGAUUCCAGGAAACACUAAUACUUUGGACUUACUUAUCAUUCCUUAAUUUGGAAAAAAUUCACAGAUACAAUAUCUGACCCGUACAUUCACAGAAGUAGAAAAACAGGUAACAGAUAUGAAGGCAUUUGCAAGAUCUUCUAGGAAGCUUGUCUCCCUGUUCUGAAAUCUGAGUUUUGCUAUAAGAAUAUGAAUAAUGAACAUGGGAAAAUGCUGUAACUUUUUCUCCUAAGAAGCAAUUUUUACUGGUUACAGAACAUAAAGGAAUUUGUUUUCUACCCUCCAGAAAAGCUCAUCCCAUUAGAGAGACAUGUCAAAUAAAUUUCAUGCUCCUCUUUUACACAGAUAAAUAAGAACACAAGGGUUAAACAAGUGAGAAUCCCCAAUCCCCUUCCACCUCUCAUACAGAGCCAUUUUCUGCUGGGAAACAAAAAAUUAUUCUCUCCUGGAACUGAAUCAGAAGGCAGAUCCAUCAGUCAGUAGCCAACAUAUGAUUCAACUCAGCUUUUCAGUAUGUUAAAAAGUCCAAAAGCCACCAAAAAAGGGUUUAUGAAUGAGAGGGCUGCCUACUUCGAACUCUUCUGAAAUGCCUGCUGAGCACUCCUGUGAAUCAUGCCUGCUGCAAAAGAAGCACCUCUGAGUUAAGAAAGCAGGGACUUUUGGUGACAGCUGGCAAGCAGACACUCCCUCUAUUGAGGGACAGCUUUCAUUCAACUAAAAGAACAGAUUUGGAAACAUGCAUUUACAAAUAUCCUUACUGCUGCUGUUUUGUCUGAACAUUGUCCAUGGUAGUGAUGGAUAUUUUUCUGAGCGAUAUCAGAAACAAUCCAGCAUCAAGGGCCCACAUUUUCUACCAUUCAAUGUAAAGAGUCAAGGUAUGCAGAUAAGGGGUGAACAAGGACCCCCUGGUCCCCCAGGCCCUAUUGGACCAAGAGGACAACCAGGUCCUGUGGGAAAGCCAGGGUUUGGAAGUCCUGGUCCCCAAGGACCCCCUGGUCCCCCAGGACCACCUGGAUUCUCUGCAGUUGGAAAGCCAGGCAUGCCAGGUCUACCAGGAAAGCCAGGAGACAGAGGACUAAAUGGUGAGAAAGGAGAAGCUGGACCUGUUGGGCUCCCAGGAGCAAGAGGGCCACAAGGACCCCCCGGCACUCCUGGCCCUGCGGGACUGUCUGUUCCUGGCAAGCAAGGACCACAAGGCCCUCCGGGAGCUCAAGGGCCGAGGGGCCUCCCCGGCGAGAAGGGAGAGCCAGGUAUCCCUGGAAUAAAUGGACAAAAGGGAGAAAAUGGAUUCGGCGUUCCAGGUCGCCCGGGUAACAGGGGUCUUCCAGGCCCACAGGGACCCCGGGGCCUCCCGGGUCCUGCUGGGGUAGGGAAGCCUGGUGAAAACGGUCUUCCAGGUCAGCCAGGUAUGAAAGGUGACAGAGGCUUACCAGGUGCACCCGGAGCGGCCGGUAUCCCCGGUCCCCAAGGUCCCCCAGGAGAACCUGGAGAAGCUGGCAUUGGCAAGCCUGGGCCAAUGGGACCACCAGGAGCAGCAGGCAUCCCUGGAGCCAAGGGACACCCCGGACCGGCAGGCUUGCCCGGAUCCCCGGGUCUUCCAGGAUUUGGAAAGCCAGGAUUGCCGGGGAUGAAGGGACACAGAGGCCCUGAAGGUCCUCCUGGCCUUCCAGGACCUAAAGGAGACCAAGGCCCGGCUGGUGUGCCAGGAGAACCAGGGCCUGCCGGACCACCAGGGAACAUGGGCCCUCAAGGACUCAAAGGCUUGCCUGGUGAGAACGGCCUGCCCGGGCCCAAAGGCGACACGGGCCCUGUGGGCCCCCCGGGCUUCCCAGGGGCCAAGGGCGAACGGGGUCUACCAGGGCUAGAGGGAAAACGAGGAUACCCAGGUGAGCAGGGUCUUGCUGGUCCUAAGGGACACCCAGGUUUCCCAGGUCCAAAAGGCGACGCUGGCCACGCUGGGCUACCUGGCUUGCCCGGUCCAAUGGGUCCCCAGGGAGUUAAGGGAGUGCCAGGGAUCAAUGGCGAGCCGGGCCCCAGAGGGCCUUCGGGAAUACCCGGGAUCAGAGGCCCCAUUGGCCCCCCUGGCCUGCCAGGAGCCCCUGGAGUGAAAGGUGAGCCCGGAGCACCAGGACUGCCGGGCCCUGCAGGUAUUUCUACAAAAGGCUUAACCGGACCCAUGGGACCACCUGGACCCCCCGGCCCUAAAGGCAACAAUGGAGAGCCUGGCUUGCCAGGCCCGCCAGGUCCUCCUGGUCCCCCUGGCCAAGCCGUAAUCCCACAGAUGCCUGAAAGCUAUGUUAAAGCAGGAGAGUCUCGGGAGCUAUCAGGAAUGUCCUUUGUGAAAGGAGGAGUAAACCAAGCUCUUACAGGGAUGCCAGUGUCUGCUUUCAGUGUCAUCCUCUCAAAAGCCUACCCUGGGGCAACAGUCCCCAUCAAAUUUGAUAAAAUCUUGUACAACAGGCAGCAACACUAUGACCCCAGAACAGGAAUCUUCACCUGCAGGAUCCCUGGACUGUACUAUUUCUCCUACCACGUACAUGCAAAAGGAACAAAUGUUUGGGUUGCGCUCUACAAAAAUGGUUCCCCGCUCAUGUACACCUAUGAUGAGUACAAGAAAGGAUACCUUGACCAGGCUUCUGGCAGUGCUGUCAUCGAUCUCAUGGAGAACGAUCAAGUGUGGCUCCAACUGCCCAAUUCAGAAUCUAAUGGUCUCUAUUCCUCUGACUACGUUCACUCUUCUUUCUCAGGUUUCCUAUUUGCUCAUAACUAACAUCAUCCCACUUACACUCUCCUGACACUCUCUCCUUCAGACCGUUUUAAUUGGGCGCUGAUCUGAUUCGUCAUUAGCAGGUCAUGCAACUUCAAUUUUGCAACAGAAAUGGAGGAGGGAGUGAGAAAGUGGAAGAGAUUGGUUCAAACCUAGUAGAAUAACAUUGUAUGUUUUUAGAGAAUUGUCGCAAGAAAUUUUUUUCAAAUGAUGAUCAAUUGUCUGACUGAA
This is a messenger RNA of Harpia harpyja (harpy eagle), 3160 nucleotides long. It is a transcript of the gene COL10A1, whose product is annotated as collagen type X alpha 1 chain. Bases 899 to 2932 code for a protein of 677 amino acids. Gene Ontology annotation, molecular function: protein binding. The record is from RefSeq and is a predicted model, not a curated record. NCBI's taxonomy places the organism in Eukaryota, Metazoa, Chordata, Aves, Accipitriformes, Accipitridae. The transcript is spliced from 3 exons.